AUGAACAUCGAAGGAGGAGUACUCUCUUGCCUGAAAUCCCUCUUCAGUCCGUUGAGCUGGGGAGGUGGCAUUGACAGAGAAGGAGUACGGCUAACCGAUCGGUUGUUUGCAGACGACGUCAUAAUCUUUGCCAAUGACCUGGUGGAACUGCGAGCAAAACCUGUGGAGAUGCAAAACGAGUUGCGCGCCAUCGGUCUGGAGAUGAGCAUCUCUAAGACGAAAUGGAUAAGCAUAAAUACUGCCCCUCAGGUACCAUCCUCAUUGACAGGAAAAAAGUGGGAAAAAAAGAUUCGCUAG
Molecule: messenger RNA, 297 nt
Organism: Soboliphyme baturini
Lineage: Eukaryota; Metazoa; Nematoda; Enoplea; Dioctophymatida; Soboliphymatidae
Source: the annotation of a GenBank genome assembly